GAAAGAGUGAGAGAAAGAGACGCGUCACCAGGCGUCCAGACAGUGUUGCUUCUUGUUCAUUCCUCAUCUCGUGAUCGGUACGGUGUAUCGCGGGGAUCGAGUGUACUCUGGAUAAUUGAUUUUCGAUCGGUUUCCUUGUGUUUGAUUCUCGUCGUGGAUCUAUCGAGGCGUCUGUCAGGCCGUGGCACGAGAUACUCUCUCUAGGGAGAUACACCGAGUUAGAUGGAACAUAAUGCUGAUAGUCUAAAUUCGGUGUAAUAAAUUUAAACGAUAGAGGGGCGGCGAGAAAAUGGCGCGAAUAUCUUCUCAGGCAAUUUUUGCAAUAUUAUUGUUUGCAACAAUUCUUGUGUCAAGUUCUGCAAAUCUGCAAUAUGGCAGGGAUAGAAUUCCAACCAGAGUCGCACAGAUCAAGAGAAAACAUCCCUGUGAGCAGAGCUCGUGUUAUCCUUCCACGGGAAAUCUACUGAUCGGUCGAAAAAAUCGAUUGAGCGCAACAUCUACAUGUGGUCUCAAAGGACCAGAAAGGUACUGCAUCGUUUCCCAUUUGAAAGACCGGAAGAAGUGCUUCUUCUGCGAUGCAUCGUUGCCGAAGCAACAACAUAAUAUCGAAAAUGUUGUUUCUGACAAAAAUUGGUGGCAAGCGGAGAACGGCGUGGAGAACGUUUCAAUACGUUUCGAUUUAGAAGCUGAAUUUCACUUCACUCAUUGUAUCAUUCGUUUCAAGACGUUCAGACCGGCGAUGAUGUUGAUCGAGAGAUCGUACGAUUUUGGUAAAACUUGGCAGGUGUAUCGAUACUUCGCUCACAAUUGUGAGCAGUACUUCCCUGGGGUGUCUACAGAACAACCUCAGAAACUGACAGACGUUAUCUGCGAAACUAGAUAUUCCGGCGUGGCGCCAUCUACGGAAGGUGAUGUUAUCUUUAGAGUAUUGCCUCAAAACUUGGAAAUAGACAACCCCUAUUCGAAGGAAGUACAGAAUCUUUUAAAAGUCACCAAUCUCCGUAUAAACAUGACCAGGUUACAUACACUAGGAGAUGAUCUUCUUGACGAUCGUGCAGAAAUUCGAGAGAAAUAUUACUAUGCUAUCCAGAAUAUAGUGAUUCGUGGAUCUUGUUCCUGUUAUGGUCACGCAUCCAAGUGUCUUCCCCUUCCUGGAGUUGCAGACGAGCCAAACAUGGUGCAUGGAAGAUGCGAGUGCACUCACAACACCACGGGAUUAAAUUGUGAAAGCUGUAAAGAUUUCUAUCACGAUCUUCCGUGGAAACCAGCUGUUGGAAAGCAGACGAACGCUUGUAGACCUUGCAACUGUAACAAUCAUACAACUUCUUGUCACUUCGAUGAAGGCGUCUAUGAAAGAUCAGGAAGAGUAUCUGGUGGUGUUUGUGACGACUGUCAGCACAACACCAGAGGACAAAAUUGUGAACAGUGCAAGCCAUUUUAUUAUCACGAUGUCACGAAAGACAUAUCUCAUCCUGAGGCAUGUUUGCCUUGUGACUGCGAUCUCGGUGGUUCCUUAGAUGAUGGUAUAUGCGACUCGAGAACUGAUCCUCUUAGUGGUGAUGAAUCAGGUCGUUGUCACUGUAAAGCAAAUGUGGAAGGUCGUCGUUGCGAUCGUUGCAAAAAUGGUUACUGGAAUUUCGAUAUUGAAAGUCCAGAAGGAUGUCAAGCUUGUACUUGUAAUACCUUGGGCACUAUUGAUAAUCGUGGAUGCAAUAUGGUUACUGGUGAGUGUACUUGCAAGCGUUUCGUUACCGCUCGCGAUUGUAACCAAUGUCUUCCGGAAUAUUGGGGCCUUUCGGAGGAACCGGACGGUUGUAAGCCUUGCGAUUGCGAUCCUGGUGGUUCCUACGAAAAUACUUGUGACGUUAUCACUGGCCAGUGCCGAUGCAGACCUCAUGUCAGUGGCAGAACUUGCAAUCAACCUGAACAGAGCUAUUACACUGGAUCGUUAGACUUUCUAAUCUACGAGGGUGAAUUAUCGAGAGCUAGUGAUAACUGUCAAGUAGUGAUCAGAGAGCCUUAUCGUGAUGGAAGAAACAGCACAUGGAGCGGAACUGGAUUUAUGAAAGCACUGGAGGGUUCAGUGUUGAAUUUUACGAUCGAUGAUAUUCGUAAAAGUUUAUGGUAUGAUAUUAUCAUACGAUACGAACCAAUUCAGGUAGGAUCCUGGGAAAACGUUCAAAUAAUCAUUGAACGAGAUGGUCCAGUGGAUCCAAAUGGUCCUUGUGCUGAAUGGAGACCAGAGUACGAUCAGCUAUGGGCACAACUUCCUUUAAGAUCAAGAAGCGUUGUUGUGCAACCAUCCAUUUGUUUGGAAGCAGGAAAACGAUAUAAUGUUCUAUUGCAAUUCCGUAAAUUCAACAACCACGUGGACACGCCUUCUGCGUCGAUUUUAGUUGAUUCCAUUGUUCUGAGGCCAAAGAUAGACGCUAUUCCUUUCUUCAAAGGUUAUGGAGUUGGUGAACUUCGUCGACAAGAAUAUGAAAGAUAUCAUUGCAAUGAAUUGUUUAAUGAUAUUAAUAGUGCAUGGACUAAUAUACCAGAAGUUUGUAAACAAUAUCAAAACAGUAUUGGUUACUAUGUUUACGAUGGUGCUCAUUCUUGCGAGUGCAACCCGACUGGAUCCCACAGUUUGCUUUGUGAGAGUUACGGAGGUAUUUGCCCCUGCAAACCGAACGUCGUUGGUAGACGAUGUGAUCGUUGCGCUCCUGGUACUUAUGGUUUUGGUCCAGAGGGCUGUGUACCCUGUGAUUGUGACGGUGUUGGGGCACUAGACAAUUUCUGCGAUGUUGAGACAAGUCGAUGCAAGUGUCGACCGAAUACGUACGGCAGAACUUGCGGUCAAUGUGAACCUGGCUUUUGGAAUUUUCCCCAUUGUCAACGAUGUGAAUGUAAUGGGCACGCUGAAAGUUGUGAUUCCAAGACUGGAGCUUGUAUCAAUUGUCGCGAUUACACAACUGGGCACAAUUGCGAUCGGUGCAUCGAGACAUACUAUGGUGAUCCCAGAAUCGGUGCAGAUAUUCCAUGCAGAGCUUGUCCUUGUCCGGGCACUCUAGACUCCGGGCAUUCAUACGCUGAGAGCUGUUCCUUGGAUUCGGUGACCCACGAUGUGAUUUGUGAAUGUUUCGAUGGAUACACAGGACCUCGUUGUGAAAGUUGUGCAGAAAAUUACUUUGGUAAUCCCGAGGUUGCUGGCGGCAGCUGUGAACCUUGUAACUGUAACAACAACACGGACCUACGUCGAAUCGGAAAUUGCGAUCCUCAAACUGGGCGUUGUUUACAAUGUCUCUAUAACACCGAUGGGGCAAACUGUCAGAUUUGCAAGGCAGGGUAUUAUGGAAAUGCUCUCGCACAGGAUUGCCAGGAUUGUCAGUGUGACGUUUUGGGAACGGAUAGAAAUGCUGAACCUUGUGAUCACCGAACCGGACAGUGUCCUUGUCUGCCUCACGUUAUUGGCUUACUUUGUGACACUUGUGAAGAAAAUCAUUGGAGGAUUGCUAGUGGCCAAGGUUGUGAUCCUUGCGAGUGUGACGCAGUUGGAAGUAUUUCUGACAGAUGUAAUCCAUUCGACGGUACUUGCGAGUGUAAACCAGGAUUCGGAGGGAGACGUUGCAACGAGUGUCAAAGUAAUUAUUGGGGUAAUCCAAAUGUCGAGUGUUACCCGUGUGAUUGUGAUCUGAUGGGUUCUGCUCGCCAGCAGUGCGACAGAGAAACCGGAAUGUGCAUCUGUCACAAAGGAAUUGGUGGUGAAAAAUGUGACCAGUGUGAUCGUGGCUAUUAUGGAAAUGCGCCGCAAUGUAGUCCUUGCGGAGAAUGUUUCGAUAACUGGGACUUAACGCUAACCGGUUUAAGAAAUAAAACGAAUCUCGUAAUCCAAGAGGCAUCAAGAAUCCAAAAAGUUGGAACAACAGGAGUCUAUAGUCAAGAGUUCGAUGACAUGGUUAAAUCUUUGGAUCAAGUGAAAGCAUUAAUCAGUAAUACUUCCAUUAGAAGCCAGGACUUAGAUGAAUUAAACGACUUAGCUAUAGAUUUGAACAGCAACGUGUCUGCAACUACUAAGCAAUUAGAGGAUGUGAAUAAUCUCAUAGAGAAUGUUAGUCAAAGAGUGAAUCUCGGGGACGCAGCCCUUAAGAACUUGAAGAAUAGAUCGAAUAGCUUACACCAAGCUGCUACAGAUCUGAAAGAAAAUGCAACUAGAUUGCAAGAAGAAAAUGUACAAGGUGCUCUUAACGUUACGCAGCAAAUGGCUGAACAGUCUAGGCAAGCAGAGAAAAUGGCCAAUGAUACUAGUUCUGUCCUGGCUGAUGCAGAAAGAUUCCGUAAACAUACAGAAACUUUAUUAGCUAAGAAUCGUCGUUUUGUUGAAGAGGUACAGAUGAGGAAUGCACAAAAUUUAGACGCAAUACACGAAAAAUUGAAGAUUUUCGAUGGAAUUAUGCCAGGUUUGAAUCUGGAAAUGUGCGGAGAUAAUGUGACGGAUUGCAGUAGCCUAUGUGGUGGCGCUGGCUGCGGUUUCUGUGGUGGUUUGUCCUGUAGCGAAGGUGCCCUGACCAAAGCCAAUCAAGCUUUGGACGUAGCUAAGACGCAGUCUGCUAAAAUCAAGAGCCAUAAGGAUGAGGCCGAACAGUUGCUUCGUAAUAUGAUUGAAGUGAAACGCGACGCAAUGGCAGCUAGAUCAAAUGCCCAAGAUGCCUACAACUACGCCUUGAAAGCCCGCAACCUGUCCGAGAACGUGUACAAAAAUCUGUCCGAUAUAAACAAACGAAUCCGCAGCACUCUGGACGAAGAUCAACCUACUCCAGCUAUGGUCAGGGACUUAGCUAAUGAAGUGCUAGCUAAGAAUAUUCAAUUGAAACCCGAUGAAAUAAAAAAAUUAGCCGAUCGUAUAAAGAGUAUUGUCGGGUCCCUGACUGACUCUGAGAAGAUCCUCGCGGAUACCAAGGAUGAUCUCAAUUUAGCCCGGGAAGUAAAAGAAAGAGCUAAUAGAACAAAAGAAAAUGCGAUUGAGAAGAAGGUUCUGGCUAACAAGGUGGUCAUUUUAUUGAACGAUACUCAGAGGGCUCAAGAUCGAGCUCAGGUAGCCAUCGAUCAGGCUGAACGCGACGUCAAUAGAGCUAAACAGGAUCUGGAAGAAAUAGCAGAGGUAACCAAAGGAGCUCAGAUGCAAGCAAAUAGUACCACCCACAUGGUUGAUUCUCUGGAUGCUCGUUUGAAACAGUUACAAACGCAGUCGGUCAGGAAUGAGUUCGUUUUGAAUCAAGAGAUCGGUGUAGAAGCAAGAAAUGUUGGCAGUGAAACGGAGAAAGUCGACAAAAAGACGAAGAAACUUGCCAUGGAGUAUAGGAAAGCAGACGAGUCAUUGGAUUUAAGGGUGAACAAGAGCAAAGGGAACAUAUUGAGGGCCAAGAAACUUUUGCAGAAGGCCUCUGAACUCACUGCUGAUACCUCGACGAAAUUGAAGGACUUGGAUGGCAUGGAAAGCGUCUAUAGGGACAACGAAAGGACGCUGUCCGAUCUGAUGGCCGAAGUUGACUCCUUGGCCGGAGAAAUGGGAAAGCAUUUGAGCGAAAUCGAGCAGAAAGCACAACAGUACAGACAGUGUACUUCUUGAAUGGAUGGAAUGAGUGGCUGGUUGAUCUUUGUGACAUCGUGAUUGCUUGGAUUUUGAGGAAUGUAUG
This is a messenger RNA of Eufriesea mexicana, 5678 nucleotides long. It is a transcript of the gene LanB1, whose product is annotated as laminin subunit beta-1. The coding region runs from base 290 to 5611 and encodes 1773 amino acids. Gene Ontology annotation, biological process: animal organ morphogenesis; cell migration; basement membrane assembly. Lineage: Eukaryota; Metazoa; Arthropoda; Insecta; Hymenoptera; Apidae. Gene Ontology annotation, cellular component: laminin trimer. The transcript has 14 exons. The record is from RefSeq and is a predicted model, not a curated record.